Messenger RNA from Paraglomus brasilianum, 331 nucleotides. The record is from the annotation of a GenBank genome assembly. Lineage: Eukaryota; Fungi; Glomeromycota; Glomeromycetes; Paraglomerales; Paraglomeraceae.
CACUUAUGACUUCGAAGACCAAGCCGAAGAAGUCGACAAUUGCCAUGAAGUCAAAGUUGAAUAUAUGAAAACUAGAAUUGGAGAACUUUUGGGCUGGAAAAAGCAAGAAAUCAAUGACUUAGAAAGAAAGCAAAUUUGGCAAAUCCCCUUCGGUAAAGAAGUCCGUUUAUUUGGUAUUUUGAAAAAAAUAAGAUAUCAAGGGGCAACUAAUAGUUUUCAAGCCUUGAUUUUGGAUCCUAACCAUAAAGUUUAUCGACCCAGCAGUAAAGAAAAUUUUCCCAUUAUUGAAAAUUCAGUCUGUCUUUUUGCCGAAAAAGAUGAGUGCUGGGAA